AUGGCCUCAUAUUAUAUUACCAUCAUUAAAUCACUGGCCACAAAAUUACCUUCUUAGCAGCCCAAUGGCUGCUUCUUUCUCCUUCACUCAGAUCCCCACCGUUUCCCCUCUACAUCAAAACCCAAAAAAAACCGACAAAACCCAUGAGAAAUCCCCUAGAAACACAGAUUCAGAAGAUCAUGUAACCCAUCUUCUCUAUAAUUUCAAGGCCCCAUUUGAGCUCAAACAAGUCCACUCUCACAUCAUAAAAAACAAUCUCUCUCCUACAAUUCUCCCAUUAAACAAAGUUGGUCACAUAUGUUCUCUCUCUACCCCAGUUUCUCUCUCUAACAACUUUGAUUACGCUCGAAAGAUCUUUGAAAGCGUCGACAAGCCAGAGAUAAUCAUAUGGAAUUCUAUACUCAAGGACUUAGCAACAGGUGAUAACCCAAGAGAAGCAAUCCUCUUGUUCACAAAAUUAAGGUUCCAUGACAUUUUACCAGACACAUUUGGUUGUUCUUUUGUAUUAAAGGCUUGUUCUCUCCUACUGUCUCUCUAUACAGGCAAAAUCAUUCAUGGUUUUGUCUUGAAAUCUGGUUUUGGCCCGGACAUAUUUGUGCAAAACACAUUGAUUCAUAUGUACGCAUGUUGUGGAGUAAUGGGUGCUUCAAACCAAAUAUUUCAUAAAAUGGAUCAAAGAGAUGUUAUAACAUAUAACACCAUGAUAACCCAUAAUUUUAAAAUUGGAGACUACGUGGCAGGGCGCCAUUUGUUCGAUGAAAUGGGUGAGAGAAACGUGACCUCAUGGACGGCCAUGAUUGCAGGAUACACUCAACUAGGCAAACCUGAGGAGGCAAUAAACAUGUUUCAUGAAAUGGAGAAAGCAAAGGUUAGGCCUAAUGAAGUUACAGUGGUCAGUGUUCUGUCGGCUUGUGCAGAUAUGGGAGCACUAGACCUAGGAAGAAAGCUUCAUUUGUAUAUAAAAAGAAGAGGAUUUUGUUCGAAUAUACGCGUUUGUAACACAUUGAUUGAUAUGUAUGUGAAAUGUGGAUGUUUAGACAAGGCUCGAGAAGUCUUCUACGAAAUGCAAAAAAGAACAGUCGUCUCAUGGUCGACCAUGAUCAUGGGUCUAGCCGUGCAUGGUCAUGGCUUGGAGGCAUUCAAGCUCUUCGAUAAGAUGAAAGAGGAAAAUGUGAGGCCUAACAGGGUCACAUUUGUUGGUAUUCUGCAUGCAUGUAGCCAUAUGGGGUUAGUGGAAGAGGGGCUAAGGCUCUUCGACAGCAUGGUUAGGGACCAUGGCUUGGAGGCCGAAAUAGAGCACUAUGGGUGCAUGGUCGAUCUCUUUAGUCGAUCCGGCCUCCUAAAAGAAGCUCGUGAGUUCAUAGACACGAUGCCAAUCGAGCCUAGUGGUGCGAUAUGGGGAGCUCUGUUAGGAGGAUGUAGAGUUCACAAGAAUGUUGAGAUGGGUGAAGAGGUCAUCAAGCAUUUGCUUGAGCUAGAGCCUCAAAAUGAUGGUUACUAUGUGGUUCUUUCUAACAUCUAUGCAGCUGCUGAUCGAUGGGAAGAUGCAGCUAGAGUAAGAAGGUUGAUGAAAGAGAGAGGAAUAAGGAAAACACCAGGGUGUAGUUCAAUUGUGGUAGAUGGAAUUGUUCAUGAGUUUUUGGCUGGAGAUGGAUCACACCCUCAAGCCAAGGAAAUAUAUGAGAGAUGGGAGCAAUUAGCACAAGAAUUGAAGCUUGAGGGCUAUGUUCCGGACACUUCUCUGGUGUUGUUAGAUAUGGAGGAAGAGGAGAAGGAGCACUCUCUCUAUCGACACAGCGAGAAAUUAGCUGUUGUUUUCGGGCUUAUGAACGCACCACCCGGAAAGCCGAUAAGGAUCAUGAAGAACCUUAGGGUGUGUAGGGACUGCCAUGUCGCUUUAAAACUCGUCUCGAGAGUCAGCGGUCGCCAAAUAGUGUUACGAGAUCGAAAUCGGUUCCAUUGUUUCAUGGAUGGAGAGUGUUCUUGCCGGGAUUAUUGGUAAUAUGACAUAUUGAUCAAAGUAUAUUUACCAACUCGACCAAAAACAAAAGAAAAGAAAAAAUGUGGCAUAUUGUUUGAAGGCACCUAAAUUCCACCCCUUGUUACAUGUAUCCUAUAUUAUGUUGAUUUGAAUUUAUGCAUUUUAUGCUUUGGGG
Molecule: messenger RNA, 2156 nt
Organism: Amborella trichopoda
Lineage: Eukaryota; Viridiplantae; Streptophyta; Magnoliopsida; Amborellales; Amborellaceae
Source: RefSeq, a predicted model, not a curated record